AUGAAUUCGGUGUUGGAACUGAUCCAGUGCCCAGUAUGUAUGAACACCAACAGCGAUCCGAUGGUGCUCUCUUGUGGCCAUAGUAUCUGCAGCGACUGUGUCGAGAAAAUGAUCGCUAGGAACCAGCGGAAAUGCCCUACCUGUAACGCGGGCGAGAUCAACUCCAACCUGCAACUUAGUCGAGCGACACAGUCUCUGGUCGGCACUUUUCACUCUCUUGCAACAAUGAAGUGUCCGAAUUGCGAAGAAAUCGUUAGAGUGUCGGAUAUGUUCAAAUCUGUGCAGGACUUCGAAACACUAAUUGGCGUCAGUCAGGAACAUUUGAAGCCAUGGAUGGAAUCAACUGCUACCCAGUGGUUGAAAGACAACACUCUUCUCUUGGAUAAGGUGCGACAGCAACUGGUCAGAUUUGAUCAGACGGUACUGCAUGUAGCGAAAGUGUUAUCACAGGCCGCUGAAUGUGAAAGAGCCGCCUUCCAAAAUUAUGAGAGGGUUCUACAGCGCCUCCGUGCACACUACGAUGCACUGGGGGAUGUUCUUUGCGUCGGAGACCGGCCUUCUGUCGACUCCACUUUGGUGAGCGCUUCUUAUAUUUUAGUUUCCCUCAAGUUCUGUUUUAAAUAA
Molecule: messenger RNA, 624 nt
Organism: Soboliphyme baturini
Lineage: Eukaryota; Metazoa; Nematoda; Enoplea; Dioctophymatida; Soboliphymatidae
Source: the annotation of a GenBank genome assembly